AUGUGUUUUCCAAAAAUAACUGAAAAUGAAAUUGCCGGUAAACGUGACACACAACAAGAAGAAGAAGCUCAAGAAUGGAUUGAAGCCAUCACUGGUGAACAAUUUACAAAAGGUUCAUUCGAAGAAUCUCUUCGUGAUUGCGUUUUGUUAUGCAGAAUGAUGAAUAAACUUGCUCCUGGAUGCAUUCAGAAGAUCAACACUUCAGGUGGAGAUUACAAAAUUAUGGACAACAUUUCACAAUUCCAAAAAGCUGCUGUCUGGUAUGGAGUGGGUGACGUAGAUUUAUUCAACGCUAAUGACUUGUGCGAAAUGAAAAAUAUCGCUCUCGUUACGCAAACAAUUUUCGCUGUCGCACGCGCUGCAUACAAGCACCCUGAAUUUAAAGGACCAUACUUGGGACCACGUCCAUCAGAAGAGAACAAAAGAGAUUUCACAGAAGAUCAGUUGAGAGCUGGAGAAGCCAUCAUUGGAUUGCAAGCAGGAACUAACAAAGGAGCUUCACAAGCUGGAACAAACAUGGGAGCCUCAAGAAAAAUUAUUUUGGGAAAAUAA
Messenger RNA from Clunio marinus, 552 nucleotides. Lineage: Eukaryota; Metazoa; Arthropoda; Insecta; Diptera; Chironomidae. The record is from the annotation of a GenBank genome assembly.